Messenger RNA from Poeciliopsis prolifica (blackstripe livebearer), 2485 nucleotides. Its product is annotated as acidic amino acid decarboxylase GADL1-like. Gene Ontology annotation, molecular function: pyridoxal phosphate binding; carboxy-lyase activity. NCBI's taxonomy places the organism in Eukaryota, Metazoa, Chordata, Actinopteri, Cyprinodontiformes, Poeciliidae. Bases 506 to 2014 code for a protein of 502 amino acids. The record is from RefSeq and is a predicted model, not a curated record. The transcript has 15 exons. Gene Ontology annotation, biological process: carboxylic acid metabolic process. Gene Ontology annotation, cellular component: cytoplasm.
UUCAUUACUCUGAUUGUGUUUCAGGGACCACUGCUGACAGUCUGUCCCACUCUCCAGGCUGCUGUACUCAAACAAUUUUACACAUUGACUCGUCCUUUUGAAAUCCUGUGAGGCGAUGGCAAGUCUGGCAAUUAAUUGAUAGAACGCCGUGCUAUAGACGCAAGUGGCCAUCGGGUUCUAAUAAUGCAGAGAUGAAAAUCUAGUCUACUCUUGUUCUAUGUCCACGAGAACGUGAUCCGUAAAGAUCCAUCCAGAGGAAAGACAGACAGACAACAGCUGGAACCACUGUAAUAUGAGAAGGGACGGACCAUCGGUUCUUCAAGCAGCAUCUUUAGUGGAAUUUUCCGCUUGUCUGUCCUGACAUGUCCUCGUCAAACUGACAACUCGCUUAAAUUCCCCAGUGAGCCGCUGUCUAACCACAAACUUGUCAUCAGAGGCCAGCGCGACGUUCAACUGCAGACAGAACUCAAGUUAGCAGCACGGAAAGAAGGACGACACCAAGAGAAUGGCUUCAAGUACAGAAACACACAUCAAAGACAAAGAUCCUCUGGAUGGCCCACCUCUGGACUUUGCUGCUGCUGAAAGCUUUCUACAAAAAUCAAUGGCUAUGAUUUUAGAAGAUGCAGUGAAGAAGGCCACUGAUGUCAGAGAAAAGGUUUGUGAGUGGCACUCCCCAGAGAAGCUGAAGGAGCUUCUGGAUCUGGAGCUUAGAGACAGUGGAGAGUCUGAGGCAAGGAUCCUGGAGCGGUGCCGAGACGCCAUCAGAUACAGUGUCAAGACCACUCAUCCUCAUUUCUUCAACCAGCUGUUUGCGGGGCUGGAGCCAUACUCCCUGGUGGCUAGCUUCAUCACUGAGGCCCUCAAACCCAGCCUGUACACCUAUGAGGUGUCUCCAGUCUUCACUCUGAUGGAGAAUGCUGUGCUCAGGAAGCUGAUACAGAUAGUCGGCUGGGAGGAAGGAGGAGAUGGACUCUUUAAUGCAGGUGGGUCGAUGUCCAACAUGUACGCCAUGAACCUAGCCAGGUACCGCCAUUUUCCUGAAAUCAAGGAGCUUGGAAACUCUGCGGCUCCCCGGCUGGUGGUGUUCACAUCACAAGAGUGUCAUUACUCCAUCUCAAAAGCUGCAGCUUUAAUGGGACUUGGCACAAAGAAUGUCCUUGUGGUUCCGUCUGACAAGAGAGGAAAGAUGAUUCCUUCUGCUCUCGAGGAGCAAAUCAACUCUGUUAAAAUUCAGGGUGGCGUUCCCUUCAUGGUGAACGCCACGGCGGGGACCACCGUCCUGGGAGCCUUCGAUCCUAUUGAUGAAAUUGCAGAUAUCUGUGAGAAAUACAAACUAUGGCUGCAUGUGGAUGCAUGUUGGGGAGGAGCAGUUCUCAUGUCCAACAAGCACAAGCUCCUAAUGAAAGGCAUUCACAGAGUCGACUCUGUUGCCUGGAAUCCUCACAAGAUGCUGAUGGUCUGUCUGCAAUGCUCAGCUUUUCUGGUCAGAGACAAAACUUGUCUCCUCCAGCGCUGCCACUCCGCUCGGGCUUCCUACCUCUUUCAGCAGGACAAGUUCUACGACUUGAGCUACGACACCGGGGACAAGUCUGUCCAGUGCAGCAGGAAGCCAGAUGCCUUUAAAUUCUGGCUCAUGUGGAAGGCUUUGGGAGCUGGCGAGCUGGAGCAGAGGGUGGACAGAGCUCUCGCCAUGGCCAGGUAUCUUGCAGAUGAAAUUACAAAAAGGGAAGGCUUCCGCCUUUUAAUGGAGCCUGAAUAUGCAAAUGUUUGCUUCUGGUACAUCCCGCCAAGUCUGAGAGACCUGCCAGAUGGCCCAGAGUUCCAGGAAAAACUACACAAUGUGGCGCCAGUUGUUAAGGAGCGCAUGAUGAAGACUGGCAGCAUGAUGGUGGGCUACCAGCCCCAUGGAGGCCAAGCCAACUUCUUCAGGAUGGUGGUGAUUAGCCCUCAGCUCAGCAGGCAGGACAUGGACUUUGUCCUGGAUGAGAUACACAGGCUGGGAAAGGACUUAUGACGUGCUGACUGUUUCUUCGGGGACCAUAUUUUCUGAAUCUUCCCUCAGGUGUCCCUGCAUAUCUUGAAAGUGUCCUUGGAAUAGAUUACUUGGCAUUUUUGCCCUCAAUGACUCUUCCUCAUAUUUUCAAUUGAGGAAGCUGUUGAUAUCACAAGUGUAAAAAGGAAAGAAAAAUGAUCUAAGAAAAGUGAUCUAACUUCGCCUGCAGGUGGCUGCAGGUGGCUGGCGCCACCUGCAGGCGAAGGAGAGAGGCUACAACUUUCACGGUCUUUAAUUUUGACACUUACAGACUGGGUCCAGCAGAGGUCCCAGGGUGUGGGGUUUAGAGUUGCAAUUAUGUAAGCAGUUUUCAGCACACAGUGUUGCAAGAGUGCAACAUUAUUUCCAUGUCAUCUUCAGAUUCGUCCUCUGUCAGAUUUUUUUUUAUGGAACUGGAACAAUAAUAAAUCAGCUAUCUCUGGUCAUUCUGAA